This is a messenger RNA of Aspergillus campestris IBT 28561, 2106 nucleotides long. Its product is annotated as putative alpha-1,3-mannosyltransferase. Gene Ontology annotation, biological process: protein O-linked glycosylation. The record is from RefSeq and is a predicted model, not a curated record. The transcript has 2 exons. Bases 319 to 2106 code for a protein of 595 amino acids. Gene Ontology annotation, molecular function: alpha-1,3-mannosyltransferase activity. Gene Ontology annotation, cellular component: Golgi apparatus. NCBI's taxonomy places the organism in Eukaryota, Fungi, Ascomycota, Eurotiomycetes, Eurotiales, Aspergillaceae.
GGUGCCUGAGGCGGAACACGAGACGCUGCACGCCACCGGCUAAAUGUCUGAAUUGAUAUUCACAUAUAUGCAGCUGCUGUCCACGGUGGUCGAGAUCUAUCCAUGGCCACAUGUAACGUCUCCUACCGUGGACACUAAACCAAGCUCGGUUUUUCGGUGGCUGUUGCCUCGUGCAGAAGAUCCAUCUUCUCUGCCAGGAACCCGUCCUCGCCAUCUCCUUGACAUCAGUCUAAAUUAUGUGCCAAUACAUCUGGGACUGGCUUCUGUCGGAGUGAGCCUGUCCUCACAGCGGUCAUCUGCAGAUCGAACGGCGUCAGCAUGGCAGAGAUGGAGUGGCGACCGAGACCGCACUCCUGGCGACGGCGACGCGCCGUAGCGUUGAGGCUGAUAGUGGUCGCGCUGCUAAUGUGGCUUGUCUUCGUGAAUUUUGCAGAUCAGUUUCAUCCAGAACGCAGAGAGGCCUUGACGGUCGCACACGGUCGCCCGCCCAAGCCCGAUGCCGUCAUGGAAGACGUCGCACACGCCAUUCCCGCACCAGCGUGGCACGAUCCGAAAGCCGAGUCACCCCAAACGCCUCUUCAAGCACCCCGAAUCCCUGUUACUAGCGGAGAUUUGAUCAGUACGAACGGCAUCAGAUCCAACACACAGCUCGAAAGCGCCCUGCGCGAAGUGAUCUCCCUUCUCCCCGACGAGGCCCUCCUCCGCGACCUGCUACGGCCGAUCGAUCGGACGGGAGAGGAAAAGAUGCGGGAGUUAGGGCUACGGACGCGAUCGUUCAAAAAGCAUUUCGCAGCGUGGGAAGCCCUACAUCUCGUUGUGGAGGGCAGCAGUGUCCACGCGCGCAACGAUAUUGUGCAGACGGUCCGACGAGAUCCCAGGAUCGCCACCGCGCUCGAGAUGGACGUGACGCAGGUCCUCCACGCAUACGAAGCGUAUCGCGCCUUCAUAACCCGGUUCGCGAUGCUCCUGUUCCCGUGGAUCAUGCCUUACUUUCCCGACCACAUCUCGCUCCACGCAGAGUUCCACAACGGCGGGAAGGGUCUCGUCUUCUGCGCCGGAGACAACCACGCCCCGUUCCUCCUCACCUCCAUCCCGUCUAUCCGACGGCUCGGCUGCGAUCUACCAAUUGAAGUCAUGUACUUGGGCGACGGGGAUCUCAGUCAGGACUUCCGCGCGGAGCUCGAAGCCAUCCCGGGCGUGAUAACCCGCGACGUGAGCCAGAUGGUGACUGACCGCGGCUGGAAGCUCGCCGGAUGGGCCGGCAAGCCGUGGGCGAUCCUCUUCUCCAGCUUCCGCGAGGCGAUGUUCAUCGACGCCGACGCCCUAUUCUUCCAGAACCCGGGGGAUCUCUUCGACCACCCGUCGUACCGGGCGACGGGGGCACUGUUCUUCCGGGACCGGUUCAUGAUGCCCGAGUCGAAGAAGAAGUGGAUGCAGCAGAUCCUCCCCCGGCCGAUUUCAAAGAAGGCGACCGAGAGCCGCUUCUGGACGGGCGAUAGCGGACACAUGCAGGAGUCGGGGGUGGUCGUGAUUGACAAGUGGGUGCACUAUGUGGCGCUCCUUCUAGUGGCGCGGAUGAAUGGGCCAGACCGCGAUGGGAAUUCUGCGGUCGGGAAGAUCGGUGUGUAUGACAUGGUUUAUGCACCAGGCGACAAAGAAACAUUCUGGUUGGGAUGGGAACUCGUCGGCGACACAGACUACGCAUUCCACCAGGGCGACGCAGCCACCAUGGGAACCCUCGAGCCGCAACUAACACCAGAAACACAGCCCAGCGAGGACCCAAAUGCAGAGGAAACCCCAACGCAAUACACCAUCUGCGCACCGCAACUCCUCCACCUCGAUGAAGACGGAAAACCCCUCUGGUUCAACGGGUGGCUCCUCGCGAAUAAGUACUCCGGGAAGAAGAAUGAGCCCGCGCGCUUCGAGUCGUACAUCCAGGAGCCGCGAGAGGUGCGCGAGCCGGGGGCGUGGCAGUUGCACUCGGAUAAUAUCUGCUGCUUGACGGCGGAGAAUGCGGCCAACUUCACGGAGCAGGAGAAGGACACGUUGACGUGGAUUUCCGAGGCUGGAUACCGCGCUGGUGCGUUCGGGGGGAAGAGAGUCUGA